UCUCUCAAGACAGAAACGCGAGUGUUUUCGAUGCAGUCUCCAGGAUUUUCUUCCGCUUGGUCAAGUUACAGGCAUGUUAUAAAUGCCUGCAGGACAGAGCACUCCUGAAUCUUGCCAUGGAACGCUUUGGCACACCGAGAGGGUUCUUUGCUUAAGAUGGGUAAUAAGCAGACGAUAUUUACCGAUGAACAACUGGAUGCCUAUCAGGACUGCACCUUCUUCACACGAAAGGAGAUCCUUCGGUUGCAUGGCCGAUACCAUGAAUUAGCACCAAACUUGGUACCGAUGGACUAUAAGAGAGAUCCGGGUGUGACAGUCCCUAUGCAGCUUAUCAUAAAUAUGCCGGAGUUAAAGGAGAAUCCCUUCAAGGAACGGAUCGUUCAGGCUUUUUCGGAAGACGGGGAGGGAAACCUCAGCUUCAACGACUUUGUCGACAUGUUCUCUGUACUCAGCGAAACAGCUCCCCGGGAGCUCAAAGCAGUCUAUGCCUUUAAAGUCUAUGAUUUUAACACGGACAACUUCAUUUGUAAAUCGGACCUGGAACAGACCCUCAACAAGCUGACAAAAGAAGAGUUGACGGAAGAAGAGGUCAUGCUGGUUUGUGAAAAAGUCAUCGAUGAAGCGGACAUGGAUGCCGACGGGAAACUCGGAUUCGCAGAUUUUGAGAACAUGAUUUCUAAAGCGCCAGAUUUCCUUAGCACCUUCCAUAUACGGAUCUGAAAACGCCGGGAAGAGCUCGGGGGAAGAAAUCAAACAUCUGUUCCUGCCUCUCAGAAUCUCAGGCACGUGGCUGGCUUUCAUGCUCCACUGUGGACUCUCAGAAUUCUGCACCAGAGACUAAAGGAAUUGCA
Messenger RNA from Heteronotia binoei (common prickly gecko), 851 nucleotides. RefSeq names its product calcium and integrin binding family member 2 (gene CIB2). The transcript is spliced from 6 exons. Gene Ontology annotation, molecular function: calcium ion binding. Bases 157 to 720 code for a protein of 187 amino acids. Lineage: Eukaryota; Metazoa; Chordata; Lepidosauria; Squamata; Gekkonidae. The record is from RefSeq and is a predicted model, not a curated record.